Messenger RNA from Centropristis striata (black sea bass), 4734 nucleotides. Its product is annotated as nuclear factor interleukin-3-regulated protein-like. The coding region runs from base 815 to 2647 and encodes 610 amino acids. The transcript has 2 exons. The record is from RefSeq and is a predicted model, not a curated record. Gene Ontology annotation, molecular function: DNA-binding transcription factor activity; DNA binding. NCBI's taxonomy places the organism in Eukaryota, Metazoa, Chordata, Actinopteri, Perciformes, Serranidae. Gene Ontology annotation, biological process: circadian rhythm; regulation of DNA-templated transcription. Gene Ontology annotation, cellular component: nucleus.
UGUUCAAAGUCAGGUUUAUAUGUUGCACAGACUUAUUUAUACACUAUUUUUGGGUUAGUAGGCUAGUCCAUACAGACAACUGGAAAAAAUCCCAUGCAGGCACAGAGGACACACUUCUCUCCGUCACGUGUAGCAGCUCUUUGUAAAGGUUAACGCGGCUGUGCAGCCCUCAGGGUUAACCCUUUAGUAGGCUCUAGCAGUCUGAAGGAGCACAACACAAUCCAGAGCACACCGACACGCAGGAUCCUCCGUCCUCCUGGAUACAUGUGGACAUUCCACUUUUGUCUUUCUAUUGCUGGGGAGCAGACAUGAAGAAUGGUGAAGUUUACGGGCUCUGAGGGGUGCAACCGCUGCCAGCCUUUCAUCUUGCAGCCAACUGAAGAGAGACAGACAGAGCGAGAGCGAAGCUCCCCAAGAGACUGACACGCUGAGGUAGACGGGCCGACCUACAUCCUGGAGAUCUAGGACACUUCUCUGCCAGCUUAGCUUUUACAAACAGCGGAAAAGCAGGAAAAAAAGGCAUUUGUGCUUUUUUAAAAUACUUAUCGGAUCCAUUCUCGACACUGAACCAAAACCCCUUCAAGUGGAUAAAUGAGGGUUGCUAAUGCUGAGCUACAGCUGUUCUUUAUCUUUUUGGCUAAUUUGGACACUUGAGUCCCCUCCUGUUGUAACGACACUGAAGCGGCAAUAAACAGACCAAGAACUUUGCAAGAAAACCUUCAAAGGUGUUUUUGCCACCACCCCCUCCUCCCCUUGACCUCUGACCUGGUUCUUUCCCCAAGAAACAUUUCAAACUGGCUGUCACCAGACAAAAAUGGAAAAUCUGACCUCAGCUCUCAAAAACUCAGGGAAUAACCACAACUGCGUUGAGACCUUCAGCAGUUACGAAGAGUCUUUAACUUCCGCUGAAGGGAGUCCAGCUCGCUUAGGCCGCCUCAUCAAGCCCAAACCCAACAUGUCCUGCAGGCGAAAACGUGAGUUCAUUUCGGAUGAGAAGAAAGAUGCGUGCUAUUGGGAGAAACGCCGCAAAAACAACGAGGCAGCCAAGCGCUCCCGGGAGAAGCGACGUCUCAAUGAUAUGGUUUUGGAGAACCGUGUCAUUGCACUGAAUGAUGAAAAUGUGAGGCUCAAGACAGAGCUGCUCCAGCUGAAGCUGCGCUUUGGCCUUAUAAACACUGCCUCCUACAUUGAAAAGAGCCAGCAGAUUGGUGGAAGCAACACAGGAAAUGGAGGCUCCUCUUCAUCCUCCUCCUCCUCUUCUAACCAGUACUACUCCAGUGGUUACUCUAGCGGUUCUCAGGUGAUGAUGAACUCUGAUUCCUCAGAAACGGAGCAGUCUGGGCACAACGACGGCCACAGGCAGCUGGUGAAAUACUCCCCACGUGGCUCCCUCUCUGACAUGUCCGACGGCUCCUCCAGGGACAGCCCUGACCCCAUCCCUUUUGAGAUCAAACAGGAAGGUGACAGGCUAGAGAUGGACAUUGCCAAUGGCACCACCACCCAGAUCAUGUUUAACAUCCACCGUGGCCUGGCCUCUGUGCCCACUCACCAUCAGAUUCAGCAGCAUUCGCAGGAACUGGAGGUUGCAUAUCACAGCCAACAGCAGCACCACCUCCAUCAACAACAACAACAAACCCAUCAGGAGUCUGUUCCUGCUAUCAACACUGUCAGCCAGCCUGCCCCCCACCCACCUGCAGCCCAGAGGAGUGUCAUCCUGUACGGCUCCAGCAGUGCCUCUUAUCCUGUGGACACACUGACAAGGCACCGGGACAUGGAUCUGCAGGCAGCCCAGAAGCAGAGCAGCGGCCAGCCGUGCACCAGCCGUGUUACAGAAAGCUCCUCAGAGACACUGGCUGAGGUGACAACGCAGCUGGAGAGGAAGACGUUAGAAGACUCCCCUCCGUAUGAGCUCUCAGACAGCUGUAAUGAGCCUGGAGAGAGGCAGGUGUACAGAGUUUGCCAACUUCCCCAGCAGCACCAGCAGGAGAGAGACUCAUCUGCAGAUCUCCACCUCAAACAAGUGGAGGGGGUCAACCACUCGCACCUGUACCACCACCUCCAGCAGCCUCAUCAUUCAUACCUCAGUGCCCAAGACGAGGAGCCACCUGUACUCACCUACGAGGGCGAACACAGGAGCGAGGCUUACUACCGAGGCCAGUCAAGCUCCUCUAGCAAGGACACGUCAUCCAGUGAUGGAGACCCCCGCAGCUCUGACAAAGAGGCCUCAACGGAUGAUGACGAGUCCCCUUCCUCGUCUUGCUCAGACAUGGGCAGCUACCACAACCAACAUCUUACCAGCCUCCACCAUCCUGCCUCGCCUCUUCCCUCCUCCCAGGGCUGCUCUCAGGCCCAGGGCCGGGACCCCCACGGGGAGGUGAAGGGCACAGCGUUGCCCCACAAACUCAGGCUCAAACACCGGGCCAUGAGCACCGGGAGCAGCGGCGGCAACUGCUCCGGCCAGGAAUCCCCAACAUCGCCUCCCUCUGCCACGCCACCUCCACUGCCCCAGCAUCCCUACUUGUCCCUCAUGCCACAGCAGAACAUUAUGCGAGAAGGACUUGGUAAAGAGGCGGCCUCAGUGGAGGGGGGCAGGAAGGAGAGCGGGAAAAAGGAGACAGGUGGACGACGCAACAAGAGGCGUGAUUAGGUGACGUUCGCUUUUAGAACUUGUCACGAAAGACUCAAUCUCUCCUCUACGAACUACCCUGCCAUCAUGCCUUUGCCCUAUAAUCAAAUCCCCUCCGCAAGCCCUUGGGACAGGAAGCUGGGUUUUCCAAUCCCUUUUCCCCGAUGUCACCAAUAAGGCUGGACAUUUUGUAGGGCUGUAUUAUAUUUGUAUAUAUUGUACAGAUUUUUCAUUUCUUACAUCCUACUUACAGAAGCACUUUUGUUUAUGUGAUGAGAGGAGGAAUGGAACUACCUGCUUUUCUACUUCUGUCAUCCAACAAUAUACCGCUGAGCACAUCAACAUUUAGAUCGCUUACAAACAAGAAUGUAGGAAAAAGACAAGUUUUGAGCUUUAUCAGUACUAUAAAUUUGGUACAUAUCUGACUGUAGACAAACAUACACAUGUAUGGCUAUCUGCCUUAAUUAAAAUCUAAUGCAAACGUACACUGGGGACAUUCCCUCGACCAAAGAAGCACCAACACCACCAACACUACAAAUAUCAAGUUCCAUACCUCUUCCCAGACCCUACCUCUACCAACCCAUCCUCUCCCCAACCAUCUCCAUUAUUUCACAAAAGAUUGCCAUCACCUUUAUUUUUUAAGCACUUGGUUUGUAUAUUACUGUGAUAUAUGAAUAUAUGUAUCUAUUAUAAAUAUAUAUUUUACAAAGAAAUUUGAAUACAAAUUCAACAAAAAUGCGACAAACCUGCAAUGGUAAAAGAGGGUUUUUGAAAGUGACCAUCCUAUUAUGAAUCACAAUUACUGUACAGCCACAUUGUCCGCUGUUGCGACAGGACUCAUUCAAAUUAAAACACCUCUCUCUUGAUUGUUAAGCUUUAGCAUUAAUCAUUUGUUAAUGCCCUGUUUACACAGAAAUGGCCGUCCAGUUUGGAGCGCCAACAGCACUGAAUGGAGAACAUGUUGUUUCCUGAGGCGAGGGCCUCAUUAAAAUUUUUGGAUUUUUUAACCUUUAACCAGCCUUUAAAUAUUCGGUGGAAUUCACCAGCUGCAGGCUAUAAGCCUUUAGUUUAUUUGAGCUUUAUCAACCAUAUCUUGUUGUUGUUACCAUUCACUGGCCCAAUGUAUUUAUUUCCCUCUUCUCCACAUGCCCAUCACUGUAGAAAAGCCCACAGGGACAUAGACCGAGAAUGUGUACAGACCUUUUCAGAUACAUACUGCAGCCUUGAGUUUAAACUGUAAAGGAGGUAUGGGAUGCUUGGGGGCAAAGUCACAUUCAUGUAAACACACUACAAUGCACUGACUUCUGAGCGGGUUGCUCUUGUGUAAAAACCUAAGAAGAGUUACUUUCUAUGAAUUGACAUUAAAUGAGGUUUUGUAGUGUGACCAAGCACUUGAGGUCCAUAUUGGCUCCCAGAUAAUUGACUUAUUGUGAAAUAAGUAAGCAAAACCAAAAUUCUCUAACCUUCCAAUUGGUGCCAAUGUUAAAUUAGCUGCAACCAGCAACAAUCUGAGCCUAAAUUAAACAAGUAUAUGACCUCCCUUGAUUCCCAUGUGCCUCCAUUAUUCAUUUUAGGGGUUAUUCUUCCCCUUCUCAUUGUAGUUCUGCUACUGGGCAGUGAUGGAUUGCCUGCACUGGAUCCUAGUUUAGCAAAAGUCUAUGUACCAUGUUUGGCUUUUUGGUGCCUGUGUAUAAAUGUAAAGUUCCCCCCACCUGAACAACACUGUAAUGUUUAUUUCAUUGGUUUUAUAUCCUCUUUUUUGUCAAAGUGUUGUUCCGUUUUCUCUAUACUGUGUCUUUUCUCCUAUUGACUGUGAUGACAUGUAUUUGCCUCAUUCCUCCUCCCCCUUUUUUCAGUGUGUAUUAAUCAGUAAUGUUUGUGGUUUUGCUGAUGGUUUUAUGAAAAAGACAAGAAAAAAAGAAACUGGCAAAGAUAGUGUGGUGUUUAGAGAUGGGUGGUGGUUGGUCUGGUUGGUCAUUACCAUCGCUUCCUUUUGACAUGAAUAUGUAUGUAAAGACACUAAUGUCCAUUGUGGAUGAUGGGAGCAUUUCAGGAUCGAAAAAUAAAAUAAAAAGAAUGUUGACCCUAUCAACAUAUCAUGAAAACUG